Messenger RNA from Anopheles maculipalpis, 1890 nucleotides. Its product is annotated as ceramide kinase. NCBI's taxonomy places the organism in Eukaryota, Metazoa, Arthropoda, Insecta, Diptera, Culicidae. Bases 4 to 1890 code for a protein of 628 amino acids. The record is from RefSeq and is a predicted model, not a curated record. The transcript has 8 exons. Gene Ontology annotation, molecular function: kinase activity.
GCAAUGGACAAAGAACACGAAGUUUUGCUCAAUGCGUUUGUGAUAGCUAAGAAACGGUAUCGUGUGUUUUACAAUGCGGGCAUUCUCGUGUGGGAAGAGGAAUCGUCCAAGAAAGCUAAAACGACCGUACCGAUAACGGAUGUACUGUCGGUGGUGGUAUCGAAACUCCCCCACGCGAAUGGCAAACAAUGGAUGGGCAAACGCGCCAGCAAGGCACCGCCAUCGCCUCCAACGACGGCCGCAACAAUCGCACGAAACGAAGCCCACGGCAGCCUAGACAGCGAUCGUAUUCCAGUGCUGUCCGGCUCGACCACAACCAACACGCUUGCAACAAACGCCAGCAACAACAUUCCGCACCAUCACAGCAACCGAGGUAGUUUGAAUGAAUUAUCCGACUCUAAUGAUGAUCGUCGGGACACCAGUGACUACUUUGAUGGUGUGAUUCAAACUGGAAAUUUUAAUUACCUAAUCAUUCACUACGCCGCACUUGUCUGUGCGAAAACUAAUCGAUGGCGUGUGAAAUCCGUUGCCCUGCACAACAGCGAACAUCGCAUCGUGGAGCUGUGGUACAACCGUCUAUCGAGCGACCUAAGAGAUCAAAAUCGACCCAAAAAUUUGCUCCUCUUUCUAAACCCUUACGGUGGUAAGAAGAAUGCGUUGGCACUGUACGAACGGUACGCGAAACCACUGUUCCGGCUGGCGGAGGUUGACGUUAAUCUAAUUAUAACGCAACGCGCACAGCAGAUCUAUGAUAUUGUCACCUCGAAAAGUAUCGUGCUGGACAAUUAUGAUGGGCUUGUGUGCUGCGGUGGCGAUGGUACAUUUGCCGAAUUGUUCAAUGGAUUAGUCACGCGAACGAUGAUGGACUGCGGAAUCGAUGUUAAACAUCCACCGUUCCUACCGAAACCUAACAUUCCAAUCGGCAUCAUUCCCGCGGGUAGUACCGAUACGGUAGCCUGCUGUCUGAACGGUACCACCGACAUAAAGACUUCGAUCCUACACAUCAUACUUGGGCAGCACAGUGGCCUUGACAUAUCCGCCGUUUAUAAUGCGGACGUAGUUGCGAAGGACGACGAUGGAUCUCCGUGCGCGAUGGGCAAUACGCAGCGACCCCAGCUGUUGAAACUGUUUGCGAGCGCUCUGUCGUAUGGUUACCUGGGGGACAUUGCGUACGAUAGUGAGAAGUAUCGAUGGAUGGGACCGAAGAGAUACGACUACUCUGGAUUUAAGAAAUUUCUUGCCAAUCGAGGCUACAAUGCAGAAAUUGUAGUAAAUCUCGAUCGACGAGGAAAGCAAGAUCCGAACGACGGUGUCCGCUGUUUCGAUAAGUGUAACCGCUGCAAAAAGGCUCUUUGUGGGCAGAGCGGUAGUGAAGGUGGUGGUUGCGAGGAGGACAACACAGAACCGUUGGUCGUACGGGGAAAGUUUCUUAUGGUAAGCGGUGCUAACAUUUCCUGCUCAUGCGAACGAAGCCCACAAGGAUUUUCACCCUUCUGCCAUCUGGGUGAUGGAUUGUUAGAUUUGGUGCUUGUGCGCCAUACGUCCAUGUUUAACAACCUUCGACUUCUGCUAACGAUGACAUCGAAAACGAAGAAACUUAGUGAGCUACCGUUUGUGGAAAUUUAUCGCACGAAAGAGUUCCGGUUCACCGCGAAUGGACAGGGUGAGAUGAAUGGAGGUGAGAUUGCACCGGCAAUAUCCUCCGAAAUGAUGCGUCGCUCGAAAUGGAACUGUGAUGGGGAAGUAUUGCUCGAUACUAAUAUUAUUGUUGAAUCCAACUGUCAGUUGAUUCAAGUCUUUAGACGAGGAAUUUUACCAGGUGGCAGUAGCGGAUUAGAACAACGGGAUACGGAAGAUAAAGAUUCCUGUUGUUUUGGCCUGUGCAACUAA